UAAAAUAAACAAAACAAUUGAAGUAUUUGUUUUGCAAAAUUAAUUUUGAUUCCAAAACCCCGAACCAGAAUCACCAUUGUUUCUCUCUUUCUCUCUCUGAAAAGAGGGGUUGAACUUCAAUGGAGAACAGUGAGAUGUUCAGCUCAUCGACGGUGCAACACACUUGGCACGACUUCCUCGACCGGAUGCGUCAACCUUCCGCCGCUGAAUUUGUCAAAGCCAUUAAAAGUUUCAUUGUCUCCUUCUCGAACAAUCCUCCUGAUCCAGAAAAGGAUAGUGCCGCAGUUCAGAAAUUCUUUGCAAAUAUGGAAGUUGCAUUCAGGGCUCAUCCACUUUGGACCGGUUGUUCAGAAGAGGAGCUUGAAAGUGCUGGUGAAGGACUGGAGAAGUAUGUCAUGACAAAAUUAUUUACUCGUGUUUUCGCUUCAUUUCCUGAUGAUGUAAAGACUGAUGAGCAGCUUUCUGAAAAGAUUGCUUUAGUUCAGCAAUUCAUCCGCCCGGAAAAUCUGGAUAUCAUGCCAACCUUUCAAAACGAGUCAUCAUGGCUGCUUGCGCAAAAAGAGCUGCAAAAGAUUAAUAUGUACAAGGCACCUAGGGAAAAGCUUGCAUGUAUUCUAAAUUGUUGCAAAGUCAUAACAAAUUUGUUACACAAUGCUGCUGUCACUGCAAACGAGAAUACUCCAGGAGCUGACGAAUUUCUUCCGGUUCUUAUUUAUGUCACUAUAAAGGCAAACCCUCCUCAACUGCAUUUAAAUCUGCAAUACAUACAGCGUUAUAGACGUGAGUCUCGAUUGGUGUCAGAAACAGCCUACUACUUCACAAACAUUCUUUCAGCUGUAUCCUUCAUCUCAAACAUUGAUGCGCAAUCCAUUUCAAUGGAUGAAAAUGAAUUUGAAAGGAACAUGGAGUCCGCUCAAGCACUUCUAUCAGGUCUGACAACUGAUUUUCAGACUACACCAAAUGCUGUUGACAACAACACUUCAAGUUCAAAACCCCCCAUGGAAGAGUUUCAGCAAACUUUGCCUUCUAAUGAAAAUGACUCCACCAAACAACCCAACCCACCCAACCCAACCCAACCCGAACCCAACCCAAUGACAAAAAACAUGUCAAUUUCAGAUUUGGAGGAGAAAGGUGCAACUACGAUUUUGAAAGAGGAUCGUAGUAUAAACAAUGUUUUUCAGGAGUUUCCUUACGUAUUUGCUAGUGUUGGGGAUCUGACGUUGCGUGAUGUUGGAGACUUACUGAAUAACUAUAAACAGCUUGUAUUCAAGUAUGUUUGCCUUGCUAAAGGAUUGGGUGUUACACCGUCACUUUCAACUUCUUCAGUUUCACAAGUUCAAGAUCAGAGCCUGGUUGAAAAAACUACGGAAGGAUCUGAACCUAAGAGAGAAACAGAAACAGAAACUGAUGAACAACUGUGUAGAAAACAGGAUAGCUCAAAAACUGACACGGGAAUUUCUGAAUCCAAGUCACCGGAAAAAGAAAGUGAUGAAGUUUUGGUUUCACUUAAAGAAGAUGAUUCUGAAGGCAAUCAGGUAGAUAUUGUUGCAACAACAACUAAAGAAUCACAGGAUGAUGUACAAUGAUGAUUCUUUGAUAUACUUGUGAAUUAGUGUCAGGGCCGAGUCGUGUCGUGCCUUGUCAUGCUUUUCCAAAAAACUACGACCCAAGCCCAACCCACGACUUGGUGCUCGUGUUGGGCCAAACUUUUUUCAUGCUGAGGCCUGUCCGACCUACAACCAUCUUUAUCAGCACGUUUACAAAGGCAACUGCUCCAAUACCAAGAAUAUACAUAAUCAAAGCUCAUGGGAGUUGCUACAACAGAGUACCAAUAAACAUUACAAGGCAACAUGGGUACAAGAAAGCCAUACACUUUCUUUUCUUCCCUACUUUUUCGUUCUUUCUUUUUACUUCUUUUUAUUUAAAAUACAAUUUUCGAUUUGAAUAAUUUUGAAAGAAUUCAAUAAUUUAGAUUCUGAAAUCUGAAUUCAUUUUAGUUGAAUUCAGUUCACAAACAUUAAAGAUAACAAAUAAUAAUGUAAGGGGAAAAAGCUAAAGAAACACAAGUCAUGCUCGAUUGUAUAAGCUGUCCAUAUUCAACCUACACGAGGUUUCGUUCAUCGUCUUGUUACAUGUUUUGUUUAUAAACUUCUGUCUUCAUUCAUUUGUCUGAUUUCCAUGAUUCUUUAUUGUAUUAUUUCUUUCUUAA
Spinacia oleracea (spinach) is the source of this 2209-nucleotide messenger RNA. Its product is annotated as vacuolar protein sorting-associated protein 9A. Gene Ontology annotation, biological process: vesicle-mediated transport. The record is from RefSeq and is a predicted model, not a curated record. Gene Ontology annotation, cellular component: endocytic vesicle; cytosol. The transcript has 6 exons. Lineage: Eukaryota; Viridiplantae; Streptophyta; Magnoliopsida; Caryophyllales; Amaranthaceae. The coding region runs from base 120 to 1586 and encodes 488 amino acids. Gene Ontology annotation, molecular function: small GTPase binding; guanyl-nucleotide exchange factor activity.